This is a messenger RNA of Catharus ustulatus (Swainson's thrush), 1595 nucleotides long. RefSeq names its product FXYD domain-containing ion transport regulator 3-like. NCBI's taxonomy places the organism in Eukaryota, Metazoa, Chordata, Aves, Passeriformes, Turdidae. Gene Ontology annotation, molecular function: sodium channel regulator activity. The transcript has 7 exons. The coding region runs from base 1080 to 1595 and encodes 171 amino acids. Gene Ontology annotation, cellular component: membrane. The record is from RefSeq and is a predicted model, not a curated record. Gene Ontology annotation, biological process: regulation of sodium ion transmembrane transporter activity.
CUAAGCGACCCCAAAAAUCCGCCCCGGACCCCCGAGAUAUGCCUGAGAUCCUCGGAGUGAUCCCUGCAAUGAGAGACCCGCAAACACCCCCAGAGACCCCCAGAAGAGGAAGAAGGAGGCGAAAUUAAAAUGUGGAUGGACUGGAAUAGGGUGAAAGGAAGAUUUUUAGAAGGAGGAAAAAUUAAGUAUUGAAGAAUUGGGUGGUCGCAGUUCUCUGAGUUUUGCUGUCCCAAUAAACUGGGGAUUUUUUGUCUUGCUUUUGGGUCGGGAGGGAGUUUUGGGGGAACUUGUGGGGCUCUAACGGCGCUUUCUGGGCCGCGGGGUGUGAUGGGAGUUGUAGGUACCGGUAUAAUGGGGGUCAGUGGGGCCGCGGGGCAUCAUGGGACUUACAGGCACAGCCGUAAUGGCGUGCUAUGUGCGCCGCGAGGCAUUAUGGAAGCUGUAGUCCCGGAAGUCGCUGCAAUGGAGCGCUUGGUGAUUCUGGAGAGCACUUGAGGGUCCACAGGGGCCCCAGGGCCAAUCCCAUGGGGUCAGGAAGGCCUUGAGGGGAUGUUGCGGGGCUCUUACGGGUCUCUUUGGGGCGCAGGACGUGACGGGAGUUGUAGUUGGCUGAGGGAGGUGCUGUGGCCGCGGGGGAUGAUGGGAGAUGUAGGCGCAGUUAAGUCUGGAUGGGGCGCGGGGCAUGACGGGAGCUGGAGUCCCAGCUUUGAUGGCGCUCUGUGCGUACCGCGAGGCAUGAUGGGAGCUGUAGUCCCGAAGGCAGCGUUAGGAGGCCUCUGUGGUUUGGGCCACUUGUGGGUCCGAAGAGGCGUUUGGGGGUCCCGAGUGGGCUUGGGGAGGCUCCUGGAGGGCCCAUGGGGCGCCUAUGGGGCACACGGAUGGGAAUAAGAGGCUCUGGGGAGUGCGGGGCCUGACGGGAGUUGUAGUCUCGUAGCCAUUUGGCCGCUAUGGGGUCGCGGGGCGUGACGGAAGUUGUAGGCUGAACGCACCUAAAAUGGCGCCGACACCAGGCCCCGCCCCCAGAUUGUGUUCCCCGGUUCGGAUUGGUUGUUUGCCGUGACAGGCAGGCGCUUCAGCCAAUGGGAGGUGGCAAAGGGAUCAAAGGUCACGGAAUGGAGCGGGAAAGGCUCGGGGCACUGGUGAUACUGGGAGUUCUGUCUCUGGCCAGAGGGGACCCCCCUGAUGCCGCCAAUCCCUUCCAUUACGACUGGUGUCACCUGCGCGUCGGUGGCCUCGUGGUGGCCGCGGUGCUGAGUGUGGUGGGGAUCAUCGUCCUGUUCAGUGGGAUGUGCAAGUGCCGGAGCAAGGCCAGCCGCCGCCGCCCGCCCCCGGAGCUGUCACCUGUGCCUGGGACAGGUGAGUGUCCCCUCCUCCUGGGGACAUUUGGGGACAUUUGGGGACAGUGCCACCCUGACCCACACCCGUCUCUCCGCAGGAGCCACCAGCUCGUGCUGAGCUGUCCCCAAAUGUCCCCAAACGAGGUGACACAGGAGGGGGGAGGGUCAGGGUUUAUUUGGGGGCUGAACUCCUUUCCCAAAUGUCCCCAAAAUGUCCCCAAAUGUCCCCAGAAUGUCCCUGGAAAGGACAAUGAAUAA